AUGCCGCCAUCCCGUUACCUCCGCUUCCCAUUCCCGCUCCAGCUUGGCACUGACAUCUGCGCCGUCCCUCGCAUCUACUCACUCCUCUACGACAAGGGGCCAGAGAACGGUCCACGCUUCGUACAGCGGAUACUUACCCAGCGGGAGCUCUCAGCUUGCUGCCGGCGCCAACCGACCAUCUACAAGGCAAUCUUUGGGGAAGGUCUGGACGAAGAAAAUGGGGAGAACAGCGAAGAGGAUACAUUUCAACUCCCCAGCUUGGAUGCGGCGAACCCAGACUACGGGACCAUACUAGGCAAUAUCAAACUCCCGCGGAAGAAGGCAGCCACGUUUAUUGCAGGCCGCUGGGCCGCCAAAGAAGCCGUGAAAAAAGCCCACUCGCACCUUUACCUCUCCUGGCAGGACAUCGAGAUCCUUCCGCGGGCGGAGCUCACGGAACAUGAGGUUCAAGUGCUAGGACCUGUAGCGUCGUGGCAUGCCGACGCGCCGCUGGCGGUGCUCCGUCAGUUCGAUAGCGCGCCUGAUCAGCCCCAGAACAGCGGGCGCUUGACCAUCCAGAUGGCGCUCGUCAGCAUUAGCCAUGAUGGCGACUAUGCGACCGCGACGUCGCUGGGGUUUGUGGGAGGAGCACCGUUGGAGUCUGCGCCUGCGCAGAGGUUUGUAUCGGGGUCCACGCCUGAGCACCAUGGAUUACAACUUGGAAGCCCAAAGUUAAGGAACGAGUCUGCUCUCGCGCCCGAGGUCACAUACGAGUCCCGGUCCCCGUCCGUGUCCGAGGAACGCCCCAAGCUAGACAACGGAAAACUGGAGCAGGUCAAGCCAGAGCAGGCCAGGCCACAGCAUGCCCAAUCGGCACACGACAAGCCUGCGGCUGAACUGGCCAAACUACACCCCGACCGCUCCAUCGAUCCAAUCCAGUUCACAGAUUACCGCCGCCACCUCCACAUCCUCGGCGACACCACGCCCCUACGCGGGAACCUUUGGGCGAAGCCGUGGCGGAAAGGGCUUCAUAAGAAGUUAACAGCGUGGAGGCCGGAAGAGGAGGGGGAAAGAGGUAAGGAGGAGGAGGAUGAGGGAGAGGGAGAGGGAGAGGGAGAGGGAGAGGGAGAGGGAGAGGGGAGAACUCGUAACCAUGGCAGGCUAGGAGUGUAUGAUGAGUAA
This is a messenger RNA of Thermochaetoides thermophila DSM 1495, 1161 nucleotides long. RefSeq lists its product as uncharacterized. Gene Ontology annotation, molecular function: holo-[acyl-carrier-protein] synthase activity; magnesium ion binding. The record is from RefSeq and is a predicted model, not a curated record. Bases 1 to 1161 code for a protein of 386 amino acids. NCBI's taxonomy places the organism in Eukaryota, Fungi, Ascomycota, Sordariomycetes, Sordariales, Chaetomiaceae. The transcript has 3 exons.